Molecule: messenger RNA, 1184 nt
Organism: Haliotis rubra (blacklip abalone)
Lineage: Eukaryota; Metazoa; Mollusca; Gastropoda; Lepetellida; Haliotidae
Product: junctional adhesion molecule B-like
Exons: 5
Coding region: 341-1054 (237 amino acids)
Source: RefSeq, a predicted model, not a curated record
GAGAUACUACUGCAACAACAAACUUCUACUUACGGGAAUACCUCACCUGGAAUAUUGCUGAGUGCGGCGUUAAACAACAAACAAAACAUAACCAAAUUGGAUCCUUGUCGACAGAUCGACGUCAAGUUCUGUAGUGAAUUCUGUUCAUCGUUGAAGUCAUGACACGGGCAGCGACAAUCACAGGGUGGCUUUUCACGAUAGGACUUAUUUCAGUCGGUAUUUCUCAUGUGUAUGGAUUAACACUGACAACAAAAGAUGAGACGGGGACUAAAGGACCCCACCCUGUGACUGUCAAGUGUGACUAUGUCGUGGAAACAGGAGAAACACUUUUUCAAUAACCAUGAGUAGGAAGAGAGCUACAGAGCCAGGUUUCACAAACAUUGCAACUUACAGACCAUCUGCAAGCUCAUCACUCUAUGAUUCAAGUGUUACACAGGAGUUUAGAGAUCGGACAACUCUCAUCUUAUCUGGUGAUAUAUACAGUGGUUCCACAAGUGUGCGAUUUGAUCGUGUUGACUGUGAGGAUGAGGCAGCUUACAAGUGUAUUGCUGCUUACCAAACAGUUGCUGGCGCGGCUGCUUCAGAAGAAGCUGAGAUGAACCUUCUUUUGCUGGCUGAGCCGGGGAGACCAGCCAUAACACCGUCUCCUGCAACUAGCACUGGCUACACGGAAGGACAGCAGGUUGAGUUCCGGUGCCAGGGAGCUGUUGGAAAACCUGCCGGAGACUUCCUGUGGUUCCGGUACCGUGGCAACACCUUUACGGACAUUACCAGUCUGGCCAGACUAAAUCCUCCCUAUCCGAGUUCAGGAACUUGCACCUCUGAACGAAUAAGUCAGCUCACUCUGAAUGUCAGCAGACUGGACAAUGGGAUGAUCAUCCGAUGUGCUGCAAACCACUCUACAAUCACAAAGCCUACAGGAUCCGGGACAUGCAACUCUACAUGUUAUCAAACUGACACCAUCACAGUUUUCUAUACGUUCAGUGACAGUGACCCCGAUGUCAGCUCCAACCCAUCAGGGGCACACACACCGUUGGUGACACCGUCACCCUGAAGUGUAACGCUGUUACCAACCCACCAGCGACCUACACCUGGCAGAAAGAAGGAGAGGAUAAUUCCACAUCACCUGGCGAUGAAUUGAGACUUUCUAAUCUCAAAUUGAAGAUUCUGGAACAUACACAUGU